GAAGGAAGGCGGAUCCACGUGGUUUAAUCGGAGACAGACAGAGAUCCCAUUGUUCGCAAUCAAUAUAUAAAAAAAGAGGCAGCCGGGGCUUUUGGAGGGGGGGGCAAGAAUUAGAUGCGGGGAGAUUCGGAACCUGCAUUCAGACGUACAUCUUGCAAGAGGAGGAUUCCAACCAACGGGACGAUCCGGGGAGAUCGAAGGCGGGCGACCAGGAUGCCCAGGCGGAAAGCGACGGCGGCUUCUUCGGCCACCUGGGACGGUGCCGGCAACGGGACUGGAGGCACGCGCAAGCGGUCUGCCCUGACUCGUGGGGCACCCCCUCCGGGGAAGAAAAAGGCCCGGGACGGAGGGGGCAGCGGCAGCAGCAACGGGGGUGGCGGCAGCAGUGGGGACGAACAGGAUGGGCUGGCGCUGCCACCUCCCCCUGUGGCGGCAGGAGGGGGCAAGAAGCCAGGCCGGGCAGGAGGAGGACGGGGCGGCGGGGAGCAGCCCCCCCAAAACCAGGAGGCUCCGCAGGCCGCCGUGGUGGUCAGCGAGCCGGAACACAGCAAGGAACGCAUUAAGCUUGAAGGAUCCAAGUUCAAAGGGCAGCUUCUGAUAUUUGGAGCCACCAACUGGGACUUGAUUGGCCGUAAGGAAGUGCCUAAGCAGCAAGCCGCCUACAGGAACCUGGGUCAGAACUUAUGGGGGCCCCACAGGUACGGCUCCCUCUCGGGGGUCCAAGUCCGGACGGUGGUUUCAGGGCCUUGCGCCGCUCACAGCCUGCUCAUCACCACCGAGGGAAAACUUUGGAGCUGGGGACGUAACGACAAAGGGCAGCUGGGCCACGGGGACACCAAGCGUGUGGACGCCCCAAAGGCCAUCGAAGUGCUCUCCAGCGAAACCGUCGUCUCGGCAGCCUGCGGCCGCAACCACACACUAGCCCUGACAGAGAGCGGUUCUGUAUUUGCCUUUGGAGAGAACAAGAUGGGUCAGUUGGGCCUGGGCAAUCAGACUGACGCCGUUCCCAGCCCCACGCAGAUCAUGUACAACGGGCAGCCAAUUACAAAGGUGGCGUGUGGGGCCGAGUUCAGCAUGGCAAUGGACUGCAAAGGGAACUUGUAUUCUUUUGGAUGCCCCGAAUAUGGACAGCUGGGGCACAAUUCCGACGGAAAGUUCAUCGCCCGAGCCCAGAGGAUAGAGUACGACUGCGAGCUGGUUCCCCGCCGUGUCGCCAUCUUCAUCGAGAAGACGAAAGAUGGCCAGAUCCUGCCGGUGCCAAACGUUGUGGUGAGGGACGUUGCUUGCGGGGCAAAUCAUACGCUCGUCUUGGACUCUCAGAAACGCGUCUUCUCCUGGGGUUUUGGGGGCUACGGCCGCCUGGGCCACGCCGAGCAGAGGGACGAGAUGGUGCCCCGACUGGUGAAGCUUUUCGACUUCCCUGGCCGUGGGGCGGCACAGAUCUACGCAGGCUACACCUGCUCCUUCGCCAUUAGCGAAACAGGAGGCUUGUUUUUCUGGGGAGCCACGAACACCUCCCGGGAGUCCACAAUGUACCCCAAAACUGUGCAGGAUCUAUGCGGCUGGAAAAUCCGCAGUCUGGCUUGUGGGAAGAGCAGUAUAAUAGUGGCUGCAGAUGAGAGCACAAUCAGUUGGGGCCCGUCUCCGACCUUUGGAGAACUGGUAAGGAGGGCAGACGUAGCUGCUGCGAUAGGCCCACAUCUGGGGGAGGGAAGAAGGAAGAAGGAAGGCUUUUCCAUUGCCGCUUGGUUUGGCCAGGGCUACGGGGACCACAAGCCCAAGUCCUCAACUGCAGCUCAGGAGGUGAAGACUUUGGAUGGCAUCUACACAGAACAGGUGGCGAUGGGCUACGCCCACUCCCUCGCGAUUGCCCGCGACGAGAGCGAGGCUGAGAAUGAGAAGCUGAAGAAGCUGCCAGAGUACAACCCGCGCACGCUCUGACCCACGCGGGGGCCUCUUCCUCCUCCUCCCCGCCGUCCCACACCCCCCGACAAGGCAGUUGCUGCUCCCGUCGUGUGCAAUGGGGACAUGGGAUCCGUACGCGAUGGGGAGAUUCCAGGCACCGGCACUCGUCUCCUUAGACUACCCAAGAUUUCGUAUUUGAUAAGCAAUUUGAAGCUUCCAGCUACCAGUUAACAUUGACUUCCCCGCCCACCCUGCCCUUUUCCCCAAGACAGGUUGCUUUGUAUUUUGGUUUCUUUGGUGGGGGGGGGGCAUGGAGGUGGGACAUUACGUCAAGAGAGAUCUGCUUCUUCUUUUGAAUUUCGAUGAAAAUGGCAGGACUGUUUGUCCAAAUUCGCCCAUUUUUUUCUGUUUUCCUUUCCCAUAGCCGAUACUUUAAGCGGCAGACCAGUAACCAGCAUUUUGAGAAGGCUAACCCUUCUUUUCCCCCCACCCUCCCCUGCAGCUGGAAACGAUUUCCUCCUUUGUGGAAGGGGCCAUCUUUCUUGUAUAUAUAUAUAUAUUUUGUUCCCAAGAAACCUCGAGGUCUCUGCAAGAAGGCUGUCCUUAAAGUAUCUCAGAUUUUUUUAAAAAAAGCGUGCCUGCUGCACUACAGACUUCCACAAGCUCGAGGCUUCUGCAAAAGGUUUUUUUUUUCUUAAUUACGUAGAUUUUUCUGUUGAUGAGGUGCCUCCCGUACUGCAGAUUUUCAUAAGCUCCCCGCCUGCUAAAAUGGGAGUGGGGAACCCUUUGAUGGCGUUGUGGAACUGCAACUCCCAUCAGCCCAAGACAGCAUGGCCAGUGGCCAGAAGCGAUGGGAAUUGUAGUCAAGAAUUCCAAAAGGCACCUCAGCCGACUGCUUCUGUCUUGGGAGUGUUGUAAAUACCAGGCCAGUCCACCACACGGGGGCGCUGUCACAUUCGGCAGCCUCCUAGCGAAUGGUUGAAUUUAUUUGCAGAGCCCCAGUCAUAAGAGGGGGGAGAGAAGCA
Molecule: messenger RNA, 2930 nt
Organism: Podarcis raffonei (Aeolian wall lizard)
Lineage: Eukaryota; Metazoa; Chordata; Lepidosauria; Squamata; Lacertidae
Gene: RCC2
Product: regulator of chromosome condensation 2
Exons: 13
Coding region: 115-1941 (608 amino acids)
Source: RefSeq, a predicted model, not a curated record